AUGAAUCUCGCUAACCUCCUGUUCUUAUGCUUAGCUACUUUCCUUACUUUUUUGGAGUUAGGAUAUUCCAUACUUCCUCAACCUGAAUCACCUGAGAGACCCAUAAGACGCGCCGGCAGACGCGGCAGAAGCGCCAGACGCGCCAGACCUGGCACAAAUCCAAUUAUUGCACUGGAUCCGAGUGGGGUCUUUCCUGCAGGUCUUUUAACAAAAAACCUUACUGGUGAUUUUGUCCGCUUGGAACUACCUUACGCUAGAAUUGAAAAUCAUUAUACUCGUUUCUUCGUUGCAAUAGUUGACCAGCAUUAUUGGGUUUCCGUCUGUGAUAUUAAUUGCGAAUCUGGCGAAGAAUUGGUCAAUGCCCUCGGCAUUAAAUAUGGGAAAAAUAGAGUUAUGUUUUCUCAAUGUGACGUUACUGAUUAUUGUCAAUUCGAAGAAUCUUUCGAAACUACUCUCGCGGCGUUUGGAAGACUAGACAUUGUUGUCAACAAUGCUGGAAUUAUGAACGACAGAUUUUGGGAAUUGGAAGUAGAUGUUAAUCUUAAUGGAGUUAUUCGAGGAACCCUUCUCGCACAACGAUAUUUGGCAAAAGAUAGGGGCUAUGGGGGAGGUGUGGUCAUUAAUACAGGAAGUAAUGUUAGCAUAAAUCCUUAUGUCAGUGCUCCUAUUUAUUCUGCUACAAAAUCAGCAAUUGUCAGUCUCACUCGAGCAUUUGGCGAUGAUUACCACGUAGAUUUGACUGGGGUGAGAGUAAUGGCCCUUUGUCCAAGUGCCACAGAAAGUAAUUUAGUUCGAGAUGUAGGGAAACAAUUACUUUCUCCUCGUUACGAAGACGCUUGGCGACGAGAUACAGCAUCCUGUGUUACUCAAAAGUAA
Belonocnema kinseyi is the source of this 876-nucleotide messenger RNA. Its product is annotated as 15-hydroxyprostaglandin dehydrogenase [NAD(+)]-like. The coding region runs from base 1 to 876 and encodes 291 amino acids. NCBI's taxonomy places the organism in Eukaryota, Metazoa, Arthropoda, Insecta, Hymenoptera, Cynipidae. The transcript has 6 exons. Gene Ontology annotation, molecular function: oxidoreductase activity, acting on the CH-OH group of donors, NAD or NADP as acceptor. Gene Ontology annotation, cellular component: cytoplasm. The record is from RefSeq and is a predicted model, not a curated record.